This is a messenger RNA of Rhipicephalus sanguineus (brown dog tick), 444 nucleotides long. RefSeq names its product histone H3.Y-like. The record is from RefSeq and is a predicted model, not a curated record. Bases 1 to 444 code for a protein of 147 amino acids. The transcript has a single exon. Gene Ontology annotation, molecular function: protein heterodimerization activity; DNA binding; structural constituent of chromatin. Lineage: Eukaryota; Metazoa; Arthropoda; Arachnida; Ixodida; Ixodidae. Gene Ontology annotation, cellular component: nucleosome.
AUGGACGACAGGACUGAGGCAAAGCCCGCUGACAAUGUCGGUGAAACCGUGGAGCAACUUGGACACUCGUCCGCUUCUCGAACAUCGGGCCAACUAGCGCCGCAGCAAGGUGCUAUCAAGGCGAGAAGACCGCUCGGCCUCGGAGUGCUCAGAGAAAUUAGGCGACUUCAGUCAGGAGUGCGAACUGUCAUACCGAGGCAGGCAUUUGCCAGAGUGGUCCGCGAGAUUGUGCAGCGUGACGAGACAGGCAGUCGCGAUCUGAACAUGCAGCGUCUGGCGCUCGAAGCGCUGCAGGAAGCCAGCGAAGCGGUCCUCGUGCACAUCCUAGAAGGCUCGAACGCGAUCGCACAGAACGCGGGCCGGGUCACCAUCAUGCGAAGGGACAUGGCAACAGUGCUGAGAAUGAUUAGAAGUUAUGGAAACCUGCAGUUGUCCUUAUUAUGA